Spodoptera litura is the source of this 2147-nucleotide messenger RNA. It is a transcript of the gene Snf4agamma, whose product is annotated as SNF4/AMP-activated protein kinase gamma subunit. Lineage: Eukaryota; Metazoa; Arthropoda; Insecta; Lepidoptera; Noctuidae. The record is from RefSeq and is a predicted model, not a curated record.
GUUGUCAAAAGAAAAUGAAGUGUUUCGAUCGAGUAGGAGAAUAUUACAAAACUCGAUAAUUAUUACCUGUGAAAAUUCUCAAUAAAAUAUCGAAGUAAUUUAUAAAGAUAAAUGGAUUUUUUUUUGUGAUGGGACAGUUAAUUUUAUGAACUAAGUGCAGUGUGUGUUAUUGAUGUGUUUACGAUUCGUAGAAUGUUCCUUGGACAUAGUUCGGAAUCAAACGACAACGAUAUGCCCUAUGUUCGGUGACGGGAGCCAUGAAACUUGUUACGAUAUUACUUAAUUUGUGACAAUAAAAUUAUUCUAUCAUGUGACUUAUUGUGAAUUAACUGUGUAAGUUUAGUAAGUGCCUUAAGAAAAUUGCCGCUGUUAUAAAUAUCGUAAAUUUGGCCAAUCAAUAAGGGCACGCAUGCUGUUCAAUGGAUACCGAAAAAAAAGCGACCUCAAAUGUAAAAGCAAAGAAGAGUGGACGUAAAAAUGAGAAGAAGAAAAAAACUGAAGCACAAGAAAGUGACAAAGUCACGACUUUAGACGAUGUAUGUGAAAAAAUGAGCAAGCUGGCCGAGGACGACGGGGGUGGCAGCGUCUCGGCCAGCUCCACCGAUAGCGAAGACUUAGUUAAUGCUAUAAACUACAACACCAUCACCUCCUUAGCCGCUCUCAAGGAUAUAAUCCAAGGCGACAAUAAUGAUACACCAGAAACAGAUAGUUUUUUCCAACACUAUUUUAUGAAUCAUUGCAAUAAUUUAUCCAGCCGGAAUUCAAAUUCUCCAUUUCCAUUUCCGGAACGUCGAAGGUUAUCUCAAUGUCGUGAGGAAGAUGAAGAUGAUGAGAAAAAAGAUGUCGAUCUGCUUUCCUCUAAUAUCUGGGCUGGAAUUAACGAAGAAAUACUUUCUAAUAGUAGACGAAGCAACACUGCCAGGCACACCAGUACAACAGAAGCAGAAGAUCAGAAUGCUAAUGUCGUCAGUGAGGUGACCUCUAAUAUGAGCCAUGUGGCCACUGACGGACAGGAACCCCCGAAAAGGACAGUAAUGGGAGCUCGCCACAAAUUUCUCGUGACAACAACGGAACCACCAACGGCGCCGCCUUCUGUAGAACGGGCUCUGCGGUCGCAUGUUCACAACGCACAUACUGUUCACUUUGGCACCAAAGGUGCAGAAGAGCAGCGCCCAAACGUACGUUCCAUUUUUGCAGGACAGAAUCUCCACCUUGACAAACAUUAUUUUGAUAGUAGUUUAAUUGAAAUUAGAUCUACAGUUGAUGGUGUACCUGACAGUACCGAAGAUAUUUGGGUUAAACGGACUGAAGAAAAAGCAACUCCGAAGGAAGAACCUGCGGUUGUUUCAGCUGACACGUCAAAGAAAACUGAGGAUGUAGCUAAGGUGUCUGCAAAGAAUACAGAACAAGUUAGGGCACGUUCUGGUACUUGGAGUUCUGCAACUGGGACUAAACAAAAAGAACCCACAAAGAAGACAACGAGUCGGAAAGAAAAAGAUGUCCGUCGCAGUAGCGACGACAGGAGACAGAAACGGGAACAACGCUUAGAUGCAGCAAUUACGAGAAGCACACAAUCUGUGGGCGAGCGUAAGCGCAGAAGCUCUAGCGAUGACGGCCAGGCACAUCCUAUGUAUCAGCAGACCAUUCAUGGAACCUCCGGGGUGAGCAGGCGGCCAGCGCUGUUUGAUAUACUGAAGUCCAAAACGCCACGAGGAGAAGCCAAGAAACAACCCUCGAUUAUGCAACAAGUGAUGGCUGCUGUGCAGAACAUGACCAAAUCAAACGCGCCUGCCAAAGAGCCUGCGAAGCCGGAAGCUCCGAAGGUGGAGCAAGCAUUAGCUACUCCUGUGCUGAAGGCUAAGGAUGGAUCAGCACAUCCACACCCUGGUAGUGACACGAGGUAUUACCACACAAUAACUGCGGCGUCGACACGCCGUCCCAGUGCUAUGGCAAAAGUGAUGGAGAUGUUCCGCGGACGAGCCUCCGUGCCGGGUCAGACAUUGCCCAUAGAGGGCGCUGAAAGAAGGAAAGCGAGGGCGAUUGCUCAGCAACAACAGCAUGCUGCAGGUAAGUCGCUUGUUUUGUCAUCAUCAUCAUUAUCAUGCAAUCACUACUGCACACUGCUUUCUUUCACAUGUGCCUAUUAA